This is a messenger RNA of Fukomys damarensis (Damara mole-rat), 2580 nucleotides long. RefSeq names its product ring finger protein 180 (gene Rnf180). The transcript has 8 exons. Gene Ontology annotation, biological process: norepinephrine metabolic process; positive regulation of proteasomal ubiquitin-dependent protein catabolic process; protein polyubiquitination. The coding region runs from base 83 to 1789 and encodes 568 amino acids. Gene Ontology annotation, molecular function: ubiquitin protein ligase activity; ubiquitin conjugating enzyme binding; metal ion binding. Gene Ontology annotation, cellular component: endoplasmic reticulum membrane. The record is from RefSeq and is a predicted model, not a curated record. NCBI's taxonomy places the organism in Eukaryota, Metazoa, Chordata, Mammalia, Rodentia, Bathyergidae.
GAUAACUGAAAAUCAUAAUGAAGAAGAAAUAAGUAUUCUUUGUUGGAAAUGUAGAAAAUAUAUAGCAAGUUCUGAUUACUUCAUGAAUUAUCGUGAGAAUCAAGCAAUUAAGGAUAGAUAUGCUUCUGUUGACACUCAAGAUCUUUGUCAUGUGUGGCACAUGAAUAUAGAAGCUCUUCCAGAAUGGAUAAAUUGCCUAAUACAAAAGGCACAGUGGACAGUUGGAAAACUGAAUUGCCCUUUCUGUGGGGCCCAUUUAGGGGGCUUUAAUUUUGUCAGCACUCCAAAAUGUUCCUGUGGCCAGCUUGCGGUUGUAUAUCUCUCAAAGAGCCGGACCAAUUAUCAAGCAAUACAGUCAAACAGACUAAUGAGACCAUCGCUGAAAUAUUUGUCACAUCCUAGAGUUCAGUCAGGUUGUGACAAGGAAACUCUGCUGACAGGUGGUGACUCCAAAAACAGAGAUCACAGGCUUUUAAACAUGGCCCAAAAUAAUAAUGGCCUUGGAAGAUUAACAGAAGCACUCUGCCUGGAGGUGCGAUCAACGUAUUUUCAGAUGAAGAAUGAAAAAUUGCUCUUUAAAGCACCAGAUUCAAAAUACCAGCUUUUUGUUCCCCAGCUCAAGUCUGGUAGAUGCACUACAAGGGCUUUUCAUAGAAAAUCACAUAGUUUGGAUCUGAACAUCAAUGAGAAGCUGACUUUAUUACCCACUUUAUAUGAAAUACAUAGUAAGACUACUGCCUAUUCCAGGCUAAAUGAAACACAGCCUAUUGACCUUUCAGACUUGCCUUUACAGUCUAAUAAAAAUAGCUGCUCUUUUCAGAAUCUGUCUAGUUUUGAUACUGAUUUGCUGCUACAAAGAUUUUCAGUGGCUCCCCUUGAGAGCCAGACACAAAGAGGAGGAGAAUUUCAUUGUGGUCUAGAAGCUUCUUCAGUAUACUCAGAACACACUAACAGCAACAACCUGACAUUCCUGAUGGACCUACCCUCAGCUGGCAGGAGCAUGUUAGAGGCCUCAGACCAAGAAGAGCACCUCUACCCUCUGGACUUCCUGAGUUCAGCCAGUAAAUUUUCACUGGGCAGCAUUAAUCAGAGGCUCAAUAAGAGAGAAAGAAGCAAGUUGAGGAAUCUAAGAAGGAAACAACUAAGGCAGGAAAGAUGGCUACAGAAGCAGGGUAAAUGCUCAAGAGUAGGAUUGCUGGAUCAUAUGGACUGCGUUCAUUGUGUCCUGCAAGUUCUGAAUUUGAAUAAUGAGAUGAAUACAGAUGAUGACAAUGAAUAUGCAGAAGAAAAAGAUAGCUACAUAUGUGCAGUAUGUCUGGAUGUUUAUUUCAACCCUUACAUGUGUUACCCUUGCCACCAUAUCUUCUGUGAACCCUGCUUACGGACCCUGGCCAAAGACAAUCCUGCAAGUACUCCCUGCCCACUGUGUCGGACAAUUAUUUCUAGAGUCUUUUUCCAGACAGAACUGAACAAUGCCACAAAGACAUUCUUUACUAAAGAAUAUUUGAAAAUAAAGCAAAGCUUUCAGAAAUCCAGCUCUGCAAAAUGGCCCCUACCAAGCUGCAGAAAAGCCUUCCAUCUUUUUGGAGGUUUCCACAGACAUGCAGCUCCAGUUACAAGAAGGCAAUUCCCACAUGGUGCACAUAGGAUGGAUUAUCUGCACUUUGAGGAUGACAGCCGUGGAUGGUGGUUUGACAUGGAUAUGGUGAUCAUCUACAUUUAUUCAGUGAACUGGGUCAUUGGGUUCAUUAUUUUCUGCUUUCUUUGCUAUUUUUUCUUUCCAUUUUAGGAAUUGGCAUACCUUACAACAGUUGAACAAUCAUAAAUGUAAAUAAUAAUUAAACAUUUUAAAAAUAUGCUUUGAAGCUUUUAUAAUGUUGAUUAUAUAAAUCGCUGGUCUUUAUAGAAAGUGUAAAAAUAAUGGAUUUAUUUUAAUGUUUUUCAUGUAACAAACUAAACUUUAUUUAAGAGGUAAUCUAGCACAGCAACAAUGCACUAUUAAUUUCAUUGCUCUUGGGUUUAGGAUUUGGUGCUCUAAUUUUACAUUGACACUAUAUACUUACUUUGAUGGUUACAGACUGAGGUUUUGCUCUUUAAUUAAAAAUUGCAAUUUACCAAAUGAAAAUGAUAAUCUGGGUAGAAAGUAUAUUAAUAAGAUGUUUAGUCAGUUACUACAUGUUCUUAGGCAAAUGAUAUGUGUUAAAGAUAAAUAAACCAUAUUCUCUGGGAACUAAUCUAGCAGGGUAUAUUCCAUUUCAUUUCCAAUUAUUACUAUUUCUCUCCCCUUCUAUUACCAAUAAAAUCUGACUAUCCUUUUUGUACAGAUCUAACAAUAGCUUCAGUAUGACUUUUUUUCUUGUAAACAGAAUAGUAAGUACAAAUGAACUGAGGCUAACCCCUACCAAUAGAUACUUUAGAAAGCCAUGUUAACCUUUUACAAUUUCAGGAUGAAUCACUGGAAAAAAAUGAAAAAAAUUGACUGACUUUUAGAAGUCAAAACGAGCAAUGCAUGUUCACAAUGUAAUUUAGUGAUUCAUUUAACUAGAAGAUUGUCAAAUAUAUUGUAAAUGUGUAAUAAAG